Cladocopium goreaui is the source of this 2007-nucleotide messenger RNA. The record is from the annotation of a GenBank genome assembly. NCBI's taxonomy places the organism in Eukaryota, Dinophyceae, Suessiales, Symbiodiniaceae.
AUGCGGGAUUUGAGGCACCUGUUAUUUGGGAGCCUCCUACUCGUUUGCGUCAUCCUUGGACGUGUGAGUAUCACUGCAAGUUUUGCCAAGUGCAGUGUUGCAGACCUGGUCCGCAUACAAACCAUGCCUGCGUUGAACACAGAAGGUUACGCUGAGGGUGGUGAGUCCGACAGCGAGGGCAGUGCUGGGCAAUUCAAAGGCUUUCGAAAGAGGUGGUGUGACAAGUAUGGAGAGCAGUCUUUGCUUGAUGUUUCUGAAUGCAAUUCGCAGACUGGUUUUGAAGGUGCAACUCUUGACAUGGAUGCUUCUGGAAAGAAACCUAAGCUAGCUGAGAAUGUGGAACCCUUUUCAGUCGUGGACAGCACAGUGGAUGAACUAGUUGACAUUCCGGUGAGUCAUACAUCUAGUUCGUCAAGGAGCCACAAACUUGAGAGGGGCGCUUUGCUUGGGACGAAUCUCAAUGUUUUCAAGUACCCUUGGGAGAAAGGGCGACUAGCCAAGGUUUUUGGGUCAGAGCCUUUAGUGAAGAUCCCAAACAUGCGUUUGAAGCCUGGUGGUAGGAAUCCAGUGGAGCUCAAUGUGGAUGUGGGGCUACAGGGUCAAAUGUCUGCUACAGCUGUGGUGAAACCUGCAUUACAUGGCAAUCCAGCUUUUAUGCAAGUUGUGCGAAAAGUGGAAGAUGUUGAUGCGUCAGUUGACAAACUUCAGAAACGUAGAGACGCUUUACAAGGUUUCUGGAAGGUGCUUUCUUCUUCUUUGUGCGAUUCAACAAUUGGAUUAAAGGUUUCAGUGGAGGCCACAGCUGACAGUGUGAACCAAGUGGCCUUACAGCGCUUGUACUCGCUGCAAGCCUACGACCAGUGGUGUGCAGACACUCACAGGGAGAGCUGGAUUCCUGUGUCAGAGAUGCACGUGUGGCAGUAUGUGCAAUGGUUGAAAGACAGCAAGGCCGCUCCAACUAAGGCCUCUAGUUUGUUGGACGCUCCCAGAUUUGUAUGGUUUUUGCUUGGUGUGCGUGGUGCCGAUGAGUCUGAACGUAGCCUUAGGGUGAAAGGAAUAUCAGCUCAGAUGAAAUCAACAAAGAAACCAUGGAGGCCUGCAGAUUUACUUCGCCUGGAUGAGGUGGUGCGUCUCCACAACAUCUUGGAGGACGAGAGCUGUGCAUUGGGUGACCGUGUCAUGACAGGACACAUUUUACACUUGCUGUACUCAAGAAGUAGGUGGUCUGACCUAUGCAGAGUUUCAAACUUGUACGUUGAUAGCGACCAGCGCUUCAUCGAACUCUCAACAAGGGAUCACAAAAGUGCAAGGUCGGCUGAACUGAAGUCGAAGCUGCUCCCACUGGUGGCACCGUGCAAGGGUGUCACUGCUGACUUGUGGGCAGUUACUUACAUGAGGAUCAGAAAGAUGUGCAACCUUGAAACUCCUGCAGAUGAGCCCAUGCCUAUGAUGAGGGCCCCUCUGAACGAGAGUGACACCUCGUGGACGAAAAGACCUUUGACGUCUGAAGAAGGCGCUGAUUCCAUGCAAGUCUACUUUGAUUUCCUGGACGUCGAAGCCUUCCAAGUCCCCUUGGCGCCUGUGCCACAGACGCCUGGAGCUUGCAAAGCAGACAAGAUGGACGGCCAGCUUGAUCAGCAGGACGUGAUGGAGUCAGCUGAGAUCUUGGGCGAUUCGCAUACAGGCACAGAAGCGCAGAGCCCAGCAAGCUGGCAUUGUCUGGAGAUGGAUCAGUUGGCCCACAGUGAGGUGGGCUCAAGCCCUGAGAGUGACACGACCGAAGACGAUAGUGUGCAAAGCACAUCAGAUAGUGAUGCAGAAGAAGUAGAAGACAGGAGGAUGGAAUUCCUUGAUCCUGUCACGAAGUUCUUCAUGAACUCCAAGUCUCUGGUCAUUCACUGUGAGCGUACAGUGGGCGUGCUCAAAUGUGGCAGACGGAUUUCUCCACAUUUCGUGGAGUUGUAUGAGCUGCACGGCAUUACGUGCUCCCGAUGCUUUGACAUUUGA